Vidua macroura (Pin-tailed whydah) is the source of this 397-nucleotide messenger RNA. RefSeq names its product feather beta keratin-like. The transcript has a single exon. Gene Ontology annotation, molecular function: structural constituent of cytoskeleton. Bases 92 to 397 code for a protein of 101 amino acids. The record is from RefSeq and is a predicted model, not a curated record. Lineage: Eukaryota; Metazoa; Chordata; Aves; Passeriformes; Viduidae. Gene Ontology annotation, cellular component: intermediate filament.
GUCCCUUGUCCCGGUCUCUGCUCCUGCUCCUGCUGAGGCCGUGCCUCAAGUUCUGCCUGUGCCUUCUGCAGGUGCUCCUGCAGCCACAGCCAUGUCCUGCUACGACCUGUGCCGGCCCUGCGGCCCCACCCCGCUGGCCAACAGCUGCAACGAGCCCUGUGUCCGGCAGUGCCAGGACUCGCGGGUCAUCAUCGAGCCGUCCCCCGUGGUGGUCACCCUGCCCGGGCCCAUCCUCAGCUCCUUCCCCCAGAACACCGCCGUGGGAUCCUCCACCUCCGCCGCCGUGGGCAGCAUCCUGAGCGAGUCCGGGGUCCCCAUCAACUCGGGCGGCUUUGGGCUCUCGGGGCUCUCUGGCCUUGGUGGCCGCUACUGCGGCCGCAGGUGCCUGCCCUGCUAG